Anthonomus grandis grandis is the source of this 1931-nucleotide messenger RNA. Its product is annotated as cystathionine beta-synthase-like. Lineage: Eukaryota; Metazoa; Arthropoda; Insecta; Coleoptera; Curculionidae. The record is from RefSeq and is a predicted model, not a curated record. Gene Ontology annotation, molecular function: cystathionine beta-synthase activity; cysteine synthase activity. The coding region runs from base 195 to 1802 and encodes 535 amino acids. Gene Ontology annotation, cellular component: cytoplasm. The transcript has 10 exons.
AAAUGUUUAUUUACCGGGAUUUACAAUUAAUAUAAAAGCUGCCAAAGUAAACACACUCAAACAGUGAGGUUUAAUAACCUUCUCUAGUGGAGGGGAGCAGGGGUCAAGGCAACUACUAAGCAGCUAAACACCAACCAAAGCUUUAGCUUAAAUUGAAUCUGUAUCCUCGUGCCGGUUAAAUUGAAAAACGAAAAAUGAGUAAAACCUCGAAGUCUAAAGAUGCGGAAAUUUGUGAGGCCCAGUGCCCUAAAAUAAGGAAAAUCGAAGGGCUUCCUCUGUUCCAUUCACCUCUAAACGAUGUGGUGGCCCCACCGAGCCAUAAGAGCAAGUGCACUUGGAAUAGGAUCAAUGAUAAGACCCAGAAAAAUCCACAUUCUACUGAUGAAUGGAGGAGAACCACUAAAACAUUGCCAGAUAUCCUGAAGGCUAUUGGCAACACCCCCUUAGUAAAACUGAACAAGAUCCCUAAAAGUUUUGGGGUGAAAGCCAACAUUUUUGUAAAAUGUGAAUAUUUAAACCCAGGGGGGUCGGUAAAGGACAGAAUAGGAUUUAGGAUGAUUGAAGAUGCCGAAAGACAAGGACUCAUUAAGCCUGGCUCGACCAUAAUCGAACCUUCAUCGGGUAACACCGGGAUCGGUUUGGCACUAGCGGCUGCCGUAAAAGGUUAUAGAUGUAUCAUAGUUAUGUCCGAGAAGAUGUCCAAUGAAAAAGUGGCCACCUUAAAAGCGUUGGGGGCUGAAAUAGUGAGGACUCCGGUUAAUUUGGACUCGUUUGCCCCGGAAGGGAUGUUCGGUGUGGUCCAUAGACUACACAAGGAGAUUCCUAAUUCAAUUAUUCUUGAUCAGUAUUCUAAUCCAGGGAAUCCUUUGGCCCACUACGACACCACCGCAGAAGAGAUUUUCGAUCAAUUAGACAAGAAAGUCGACAUGAUCGUAAUAGGUACCGGAACCGGAGGUACCAUGGCCGGAAUAGGAAGGAAAUUCAAGGAAAUCUCACCGAGCACCAAAAUUAUCGGGGCAGAUCCCGAGGGAUCCGUACUGGCCCUUCCCGAGAAAAUAAACGAGACCGAUGUCACUUUUUAUGAAGUCGAGGGAGUUGGUUACGAUUUCGUUCCUACCGUGCUGGACAGGUCAGUGGUUGACCAUUGGGUGAAAACUAACGAUAAAGAUUCACUUCCCAUGGCACGGAGGCUUAUUAAGGAAGAGGGGCUACUUUGCGGUACUAGCAGUGGGGCCAAUGUGUGGGCCGCCCUUCAAGCAGCCAAGGAACUGAAAGAAGGACAAAACGUCGUCGUUAUUUUACCGGACAGUAUUAGGAAUUACAUCACAAAGUUUAUCUCGGACGAAUGGAUGCAGGCCCGUGGAUAUAUGCCCUGUGAGAAUACCCAUAACCAUUGGUGGUGGAAUAAGAAAGUGUCCGACCUAAACUUAUCACCGAUCCAAAGCGCCACCCCGGCCACCACGUGCGAACGUGCGGUACAUUUAAUGAAAAAAAUCGGCGUGGACCAGAUUCCGGUGAUCGAUGACAAGGGUUGUAUGGUCGGUAUGGUGACCCUUCAAAAGAUCCUCUCCGCCUUAAUGUCGAAAACUGUUCAAACUAAAGAUCCGUUAGAGGGUCUGAUAGGGAGGGUUUUUCCGAAACUGUAUACUGACAGCAAUCUGGGUCUGGUCGCUUCGGUUUUGGAAAAGGAGAGUUACGUCGUCAUUUUGGAAUUGAACGAAUCGGGUGAAAAACCAGUGGGAAUUGCCACCCCCAUUGAUAUUUUGCAGUACACAUCGGACAACUCCUCAAAAUCUGCCUAAGACAAACGACGGUUUUUUUUUGUUUAGUUUUGCAUUUAUUUACUUUUAAGGUGUUUGUUUUAUUGUUUUUGUCAUCUGGUUAUUAAUGUCUUACUUUGUUUACUCUCAAUAUACUUACCCUUUUAUUCA